AUGACUGAAAGAACUCGCAGCAAAGUGGAUCUCAAUGUCUUUGGUGAUGUGAAUGAAGAAUUUCAGACAGAUGUGGGUCGGUCGAAGAGCUCAGGUUUCUGUGGGCUUCUCCUCACAGCUCUGUCUUUUCUUCUCAUUUUCAUGACCUUCCCGAUUUCUGUAUGGUGCUGCUUAAAAAUCGUCAAGGAAUAUGAGAGAGCAGUUAUUUUCCGUUUAGGGCGACUCCUCGGUGGAGCGAAGGGACCCGGUAUAUUCUGGAUCCUUCCGUGUGUGGACAGUUUUCGCAAGGUUGAUCUAAGGACGGUGUCUUUCAACAUUCCUCCUCAGGAGUUGAGUAUCUUUUAGUUAGUUCUGACCAAAGACUCAGUAACCAUCAUGGUAGACGGCGUAGUGUAUUACAGAGUCUUUAAUCCGACAAUGUCGAUUACUAAAGUGGAGGAUGCUAAUGUGGCGACGCAGAUGUUGGCACAAACCACUCUGAGGAACAUGUUGGGCACCAAGAGCUUGGCGGACAUUUUGCGAGACCGUGAGGAGAUGGCGGAACAUAUGGAGGAAGUGCUCUAUUCUGCAUCUAAGAACUGGGGGAUUAAACUUGAACGGGUGGAACUGAAGGACGUCAAACUGCCCCAGACUUUACAGAGAGCCAUGGCUGCUGAGGCUGAGGCCACCAGAGAGGCUUGCGCCAAGGUGAUAGCUGCUGAGGGAGAGAUGAAGGCCUCGUGUGCACUGAAGGAGGCGGCGGACAUCAUGUCCGAGUCUCCGGCUGCUCUCCAGCUGCGCUACCUGCAGACGCUGGCUGAGAUCGCCACAGAGAGGAACUCCACCGUGGUCUUCCCCAUUCCCAUGGACCUCAUUACCAGCUUCAUGAGGAUGCGAGCAAACACCUAA
Molecule: messenger RNA, 888 nt
Organism: Neoarius graeffei (lesser salmon catfish)
Lineage: Eukaryota; Metazoa; Chordata; Actinopteri; Siluriformes; Ariidae
Exons: 7
Cellular component (GO): plasma membrane
Source: RefSeq, a predicted model, not a curated record